CGACUUCAAUUGGUAUUGGCGAAAGAUCUGGUUCAUGAGAUGAUUCUUGUUGUUUCAGGUGGGGUAGCUGACGACCAUGGGUCGCUCGCUUCCCGUCGUGCGAAAUCCAAGUUUGGUGGCCAAACUUCGCAUGACCGCCCCGUUGGUUCUAUGAGGGGUGAUCCUUCGAAAAGGAAAAAGAUUGCCCAUAAACCUCAUGUUGAUCAGCGCUCCCAUGGGGUAGAUUCAGGAGGCUUUGCCGACGGGGAGGAAGGGUUCUUCGAGGAGGGCGAGCUUCCGCCAGGUCCGGUAUUCUCUGGGGCUGACAACAUGGACUGCUUCAUGCAGCAGGUGUGCGACGCCCUUCGUGAUGGCUCCCUGGGCAUUGAUCUGAACAUCGAUCUUGGGCAGGCAGAUGGUGUUGGUCCCACCGGUUCAUUUUCAGAUAUACCUACAUCCGGUGCUGCAGGUGUUGUGACAGAAGGGCCAGACGAGGAUGGGGCCUCCCCUAUUGCAGAUUUCGAAGAGCAGGGAUAUGUUCCUGCACCGGUUUUCCCGAGACCUGAUUCUGGACUGUUAGCCGAUAUGUUAGCUGAACAAGCUCCCACCGGGACUGUGAGACCACUCUUUGAGAGUGAUUCAUCCACAGGCGCUGUACCUGAUUCUGCUAUAGCUUCGGGUGUUUUCCCGCCUUCGCCUAAUACGACUGACUUGCCCACGAGGGUUGAUAUACCUUCCAUGAGCAUUCCUGUCGUUACUUCGGAGCCUGUCGAACCCCAACCCGAGGGGAUUUCCGCCGGUAUAGGUUCUCGACCGUCUCUAUAUGAGCAGGUCCAUGCUCUCUUGGCUGAUACCAAUCCAGAUGGGGAUGUCUUCCGCACUGACCUCGGUUUCUUUACUGCCUUUAAUAACGGUGUGAUUGAUAAGCUUCUGCACAGAGGGGAGUCAGAGAUUCGAGAGCUGAGGGAGUUGAAGGCUGGUGGAGCUCCCUCUUUUGCAUCUUCUCAGGUAGAGGAUAGGUUGACGCAGUGGCAUGAACUGCGAUCUUCCGUUGGAAGCGAGCUUCGAUCACGUGAGCGCACUGUCGAGCAGCUGAUGGCUUCUCUAGCGAGGAAAGACACCAGCAGAGCUGAGUUA
Asparagus officinalis (garden asparagus) is the source of this 1116-nucleotide messenger RNA. RefSeq lists its product as uncharacterized. The record is from RefSeq and is a predicted model, not a curated record. The transcript is spliced from 5 exons. The annotation marks the transcript as partial. NCBI's taxonomy places the organism in Eukaryota, Viridiplantae, Streptophyta, Magnoliopsida, Asparagales, Asparagaceae.